AUGCUUGUCGGCAUCUGCGGCGCCAUUUGCUCUGGGAAACAUACCACGGCCGAGUACCUGGUCCAACACCACGGGUUCCUUCGCCUGCACCUCCCCACGCCACAGCAAUUCCAACCAUCACAAUCGACGUCCGCAUCGCACGAUCUCUCGCCAGAUCACCUCCGGCUCCUGCCCAGCGUCACCGACCAGAUCGGCACGCGGGGCCUCUCAUUCCCGGACGUUGAGUCUCUCCUAGACUUUGUCACCAGGAGAUGGCGCGAACACUGGGUCCUGACGGACAUCUACGAUGAAACGACGCUGGAGAUCCUGCUGAGGCGGCCGUUCUUCAUGCUACUGAACGUGGAUGCGCCCUUGGGGACGAGGUUUGAGCGGUUCAACGAGCGGUGUCAAAAACGCCAACUGCCACCAAUGUCCCUGGCGGACUUUAUCUUCUACAAUGACCUCAAGCUGUACGGGUCUCGUGCCCAGCCAGACUUGGUUUCUUUCAGUGAUGUCGAUUCUCGCGACUCGCACGCCUCAGCAUCCACGAGGACGACGUAUGAUGCGGUUGACGAGAACGACGAUCAACCUCCAAACCAUUCACCAGCCAAGACAGCGCUUCUCCCUCUGCUGUCACACGCUCACUUGUCUAUUCUCAACUCCUUUCCGAGUAUCUCGACAUACCACGCAUUCCUCUCCACGCUCGAUCUCGCAUCGCCCCUCCGUCUCCGCCCGACAUGGGACGCGUAUUUUAUGACGCUGGCCUCGCUGGCCGCGCACCGGAGCAACUGCAUGAAACGGCGGGUCGGGUGCGUGCUGGUGCACAACGCCCGGAUCAUCAGCACGGGGUACAACGGCACGCCUCGGGGGUUAGUGAAUUGCAAUGAGGGCGGGUGCGCGCGGUGCAACGGGUCCGGUAACGCCGGCGGCGUCGCCCUCAACACGUGCCUGUGCCUGCACGCCGAGGAGAACGCGCUGCUCGAGGCCGGCCGCGAGCGCAUCCGCGACGGCGCCGUCCUCUACUGCGACACGUGCCCGUGUCUGACCUGCUCCGUCAAGAUCGCCCAGGUCGGCGUCAAGGAGGUCGUCUACUCACAGAGCUACAACAUGGAUGACGCAUCCCGCAAGGUUUUGCGCGACGCCGGCGUCUUGCUCAGGCAGUUCAUCCCUAAGAGGAGCGGGCUCGUGGGCUUUGACCUUGACGGGAUAAACAUGGACGGGUUGUUCGAUGAGUCUCUCGGGAGUGAAGGAGGAAAAGGAAAAGAAAUGGUCUUCUUGAAUGGUAAAAGGUCAUGA
This is a messenger RNA of Fonsecaea nubica, 1275 nucleotides long. RefSeq lists its product as hypothetical. NCBI's taxonomy places the organism in Eukaryota, Fungi, Ascomycota, Eurotiomycetes, Chaetothyriales, Herpotrichiellaceae. The record is from RefSeq and is a predicted model, not a curated record. Gene Ontology annotation, molecular function: zinc ion binding; hydrolase activity. Bases 1 to 1275 code for a protein of 424 amino acids. The transcript is spliced from 3 exons.